GGGUGACGUAAGACAACAUGGCGUCGGCAGAAUGUGCUCGCAAAAGAAGGGUUCGAGAAGAAGAGAAGGAGGAAGAGGAGCAGGAGGAGGAGAAGGAAGAAGAAGAGGAGAAGAAGAAGGAGGAGGUGUCUGAAAAACAUGAAGGGUCUGAGGAGGAAGGAGAUAAAGACCAAGAGCGUUGGGUUGGGCCCCUACCUGGGGAGGCUGUGCAGGCGAAAAAGAGAAGAGUUCUUGAGUUUGAACAUGUCUACCUUGAUAAUCUUCCCAGUGCUUCAAUGUAUGAACGUAGUUAUAUGCACAGAGACGUCAUCACUCAUGUAGUAUGUUCUAAAACAGAUUUCAUAAUAACAGCCAGCCAUGAUGGACAUGUCAAAUUCUGGAAGAAGGUAGAAGAAGGAAUUGAAUUUGUUAAACAUUUUCGUAGCCAUUUAGGUGUUAUCGAAGGCAUUGCAACUAGCUCAGAAGGGGCGCUGUUCUGCUCUGUUGGGGAUGAUAAAGCAAUGAAAGUUUUUGAUGUGGUGAACUUUGACAUGAUCAACAUGUUGAAACUUGGCUACCAUCCGGGCCAGUGUGAGUGGGUCUAUUGCCCCGGAGAUGCUAUCUCUUCAGUUGCAGCAUCUGAAAAGAGUACUGGAAAAAUAUUUAUAUAUGAUGGUCGAGGCAAUAAUCAACCGCUUCACAUUUUUGAUAAACUACAUACAUCCCCUCUUACUCAGAUACGACUGAAUUCUGUUUUUAAAAUCAUAGUAUCUUCUGACAAGUCUGGAAUGAUUGAAUAUUGGACUGGUCCUUCCCAUGAAUAUAAAUUUCCUAAAAAUGUGAACUGGGAAUAUAAAACAGACACUGAUUUAUAUGAAUUUGCUAAAUGUAAAUCCUACCUAACCAGUAUGAGUUUCUCCUCUGAUGGCAAAAAAAUGGCUACUAUUGGCUCUGACAGAAAAGUCCGGAUUUUUAGAUUCUUAACAGGAAAGCUUAUGCGAGUCUUUGAUGAAUCUUUGAGUAUGUUUACUGAGCUACAGCAGAUGAGACAGCAACUCCCUGAUAUGGAAUUUGGACGACGUAUGGCUGUGGAGAGGGAAUUGGAAAAGGUGGAUGCUGUAAGGUUAAUUAACAUCAUUUUUGAUGAAACUGGACAUUUUGUGCUCUAUGGGACAAUGUUGGGAAUUAAGGUUAUCAACGUGGAAACAAAUCGAUGUGUGAGAAUCCUAGGUAAACAGGAGAAUAUCAGAGUCACACAACUGGCUCUGUUCCAGGGAGUGGCAAAGAAACAUCGUGCUGCUGUUACCGUUGAGAUGAAGGCAUCUGACAAUCCAGUUCUCCAGAACAUCCAAGCAGAUCCAACAAUAAUCUGUACUGCCUUUAAAAAGAACAGAUUUUAUGUGUUUACUAAACGUGAACCAGAAGAUACCAAGAGUGCAGAUUCUGAUAGAGAUGUCUUCAAUGAGAAACCAUCUAAAGAAGAAGUCAUGGCAGCCACUCAGGCUGAAGGGCCCAAAAGAGUUUCUGAUAGUGCCAUUAUUCACACAAGCAUGGGAGAUAUUCAUGUCAAACUGUUUCCUGUUGAGUGCCCUAAAACAGUAGAAAACUUCUGUGUACACAGUAGGAAUGGUUACUAUAAUGGACAUACCUUCCAUCGGAUCAUAAAGGGUUUUAUGAUUCAGACUGGUGAUCCUACUGGCACUGGCAUGGGAGGUGAAAGCAUCUGGGGAGGAGAAUUUGAAGACGAGUUCCACGCAACCUUACGACAUGAUAGGCCAUAUACACUUAGUAUGGCCAAUGCAGGACCAAACACUAAUGGCUCACAAUUUUUUGUAACCGUAGUACCAACGCCAUGGCUGGAUAAUAAGCACAGCGUAUUUGGAAGAGUCACUAAAGGAAUGGAAGUUGUUCAGAGAAUUUCAAAUGUGAAAGUGAAUCCAAAAACAGAUAAACCCUAUGAAGAUGUAAGCAUUAUUAACAUCACUGUGAAAUAAUAGUAAUAUUAAUUUUUUUUAAAAAAACACCUCAGGGACUUCAGUUAUAUGGAAAUCUUAAGUAUUUCUGGCAUAAAAAGUUCAUAACGGAUUUCAGUCAUGUCUUCAAAAUGCUCUGAAAAAUAUUUUUAAUGUUUUUAAUAAAGGUAAAAAAAACCCAACCAUAUUAAAACAAUCAUAUUUUGUUUCCUGUA
Messenger RNA from Thamnophis sirtalis, 2167 nucleotides. It is a transcript of the gene PPWD1, whose product is annotated as peptidylprolyl isomerase domain and WD repeat containing 1. The record is from RefSeq and is a predicted model, not a curated record. Lineage: Eukaryota; Metazoa; Chordata; Lepidosauria; Squamata; Natricidae. Gene Ontology annotation, molecular function: peptidyl-prolyl cis-trans isomerase activity; protein binding. Gene Ontology annotation, biological process: protein peptidyl-prolyl isomerization.